CGUGAAGCCGCCCAAUCUGGUAACGCCACGUGACCACACGCAUCUGACGCCGCUGUACGUGCUGCACGUGCGGGAUGCGGCGCGGGCGGGAGUUCGUGUUCCUCCUCCUCGUGGCGGCGGCGCUGCUCAGCGCUACAGCGCGGAUACACGAUAACUGGACCUGCAGUGAGGAUGAGUUCCUCUGUUGGAAUGGCCAGUGCAUCUUUACAGCUUUGCCGUAUAAUGGGAAGGCUGAUCGUGGGGAUCGAAGUGAUGAGAAAAACUGUUCAGUUUCACACUGUGGACCCCGGGGGUUCCAGUGCAGGACUGCUGAGUGCAUUACUGAGCACCAGGUGUGUGACGGUCACCAGGACUGUGCAGGUGGCUCUGAUGAAUCUACUGACCUGUGUAAGGAUGAGGGUGGGCCAGGUGAAGACUGCACACAGCUGGAGUUUCAGUGUGAUUCUGGCCAAUGCAUUGACUUCCAUUCUGUUUGUGACAACUAUGCCGACUGUAGUGACAAGAGUGACGAGGCCAAUUGCAAUCGGAAUGAGUGUUUGGAAAAGAAUGGAAGAUGCUCCCAUAUCUGCCGUAACCUGCCCCUGGGUUAUGAGUGUGACUGUCCAGCGGGAUUAGAGUUGAUAAAUCAUUUCAUAUGUGAUGAUGUAGAUGAAUGUAAAGAUUCUGACCUGUGCAGUCAGCAUUGUGUUAACCUGAAUGGAUCGUACAGGUGUGACUGUUAUAAUGGGUAUCGUAAAGACUCAGCCACCAGCGCUUGCGAAGCUACAGGAGAUGAACCAGUAUUGAUUUACACAAGUGGCUGCGAGAUCAGGAGCAUCAGCACGAGUGGAAUAGAAGCCAGAGAGUUAGUGCAGAGUUUAGACAGGGUGACAGCGGUUAGUUUGGAUAGCCAUGCAGCAAGGCUCUAUUGGACUGAUGUCACAGGCCAGAGUAUUUUCAGUAAAUCAAUAGGCGGAAACACAGAGGAUGUCACCCAGACAAUAGGAGGUUUGCAAACUGUUUCCGGAAUCGCUGUGGACUGGAUUUACAACCACGUUUACUGGACUGAUUCAGGAGCUAAAACAAUCGAGCUCAUUACUCUGGAUGGAUUAAAAAGGAAGACGAUAUUCAGUGAGAAUCUGGUGGAACCUGCAGCUGUUGUGGUUGACCCUGAUUCAGGGUUUCUAUACUGGUCUGAUGUGGGAAAACCAACCAAAAUUGAAAAGGCUGGAAUGAAUGGAGUUGGUAGGAGGAUCCUGGUUAAUAUUGGUGUGGAAAAACCUGCUGGGAUUGCACUAGACACUAUUAAAAGACGCCUUUACUGGGUGGAAUCAGACUUGAAUGAAUUGUUAUACACGGAUUUAAACGGACGUCAGAGUACGAGAGUCUUUCAUUCUGAGAAACAUCUGGCUAACCCGUUUGGUCUGGCAGUAUUUGAGGACCGUGUGUAUUGGACUGAACAGACCAACAAAGCUGUGUAUAGCGCAAACAAGUUCACAGGAGCUGGUCUGACUGCCCUGGCUUGGAACCUGACCGAACCACGAGGCAUAGCUGUUUUUCACAAGUUCAUGCAACCAGAUGGGAAGAACUGGUGUGUGUCAGCAUCCCCGAGCUGUGAAUACCUGUGUGUACCUGCACCUCACACUGACGUUGGCUCUAAGUACACGUGCCUGUGUCCAGAUGGGAUGAAGCUUGAUGCCACUGGCUACAAAUGUGGAAGUAGCACAAAUUCCAGUGGCUGGCCAGGACAGGAUACGGGUCAGAACGCUCUGGAGGAAACUUCACUCUGGCUUCUCCUUCUCGUGGUGGGCUUGACUGUGAGCCUAAUGUGCUGCACUGCUGUGUGUUGGAGGGUGAUCCUCAGAUGUGUCAAACAAUCGGGAUGCUGGUACCCGGUGUACCUUAAACCCAUCACCAAUACGAGGCUCAGUAAGGAAUACACAAUGGACAGCUCUUCCCAGAAUGAGCUCCUAUAGAAACACAGGGGAGGAUCUGGAUUCUCCAUGGACAGGACUGAUAUUUUUGCUUCCCAGGGAGACUGAAAGCUGAAUUGUUGAAUUGCCAGCAUAAAGAUCAGGUUAUUCAGGGCUUUGGUAAAACUUUAAUGUAUUUAAUUGCCUAGAGUAUUUUUGUUUGAGGAGAGGGUUUGUCCAUCAGUGCAAAGUCCAUCAGAAAAGAUAAGUAACUGCCUCUGAAGCCCACUGACCCUGUCAAAUACAUCAGACACUGUCAGAUGUAUUUAAACCUUGGUACAAACUGUUUUCCUCACUCCAUCCUUUUUAUAUAUGAUAAUCUCCCACCUCCCCAUUUGCUGCCAGUUCUGUAGUGUGGUGUAACCCAGGCUUCACUGCAGAUUUGUGUUAAAGAUGCGCAAAUGAAGGAGGUGAUGGGGAGGUGAAUAGUUCUCAGUCAGUGGCUAAAAGCUGAAUCCCUUCCUGUUGUUGAAUCAGCACAAGACUUCAGAGUAUGGCUGUCUCUUUUACAUCUUGCUGCAGAGUUUAUGAUGUGAGUAACUUUAUCAGAUCAUUGUGUUCAGUGAGAGACUAUGUCAGACCUGAGCUCCUGUGAUGACUCCUAAGCAAAUUCUCUAGUUCCAUUCCAGGCUGGGUACGUUAGCUGAUCUCAGUUGGUGGAGUUUCUACAAUCAGCCUUUAUGUUAAUUCACCAGGUUCUCUGUCGCACGGACCUGAGCUGGAAACUGGAUAUAGGACACAGAGUGAGAACGGGGACAUGUUCAGACAUGGUGGGGGAUUUUUUUUGGGUGGGGGGGUGGAGUGUUGAGGCUGUUAUUUCAGGGAAAGCACUCUGAAAGCAAAUGUGUAUUGGUCCUGACAUGGUUGAACGCACUGGAGUUUGUAGCAUCUCUGAAUUUCAAUGGUGCUGCAGAUUGAAACAUUUUCAUUCAGAGAUCUUGAGUCACUUGAAAUAUAUUAUGUAUGUUUCAUAUAUAUUUGUGUUUAAAGCUUUAUUUAAACUUGUUUUUGCUAAUUUCAAACAUAAAAAUAAUUAAAUAUUUAUUUAGAUAAUUUAAUUGUAACAUUGUAACAAUAUUGUAACAAUACCUCAAUUUCCUGAUUUAAAAUCCUGAUUUUAUAGUGAUGGCCUCUGACCCCAGUUCUUUCUCUGGACCUUUCCCUCCCCUGGCAGCUCAGUCUUGCAGCCCAAUUGCACCAAUUAAAUCAUUGUAUCCUCCGGUAACUAGAUUUUCAUAUUAAUUUUUAGGAUCUGCAUCCUGUCAUUUAAUGCUCUGUUCUAUUUGUCAGCGACCACAAGCAACCAAGUAACUAAGAAACAAUUGUAUUUAAGACCUGACCCACUUGCCUUACUCUGUUUGGGAGGGGGGCUGGGAGAGGACAGACCUGCCCAUACUGACUUGUUUCUGUGUGAACAAAUAAUUAAACCUUGUUAGAGCUGAGUUACUCAGGUAAUUAUUGGCUGUUGCAAUAAUUGUUAUCACCUCUUUAUCACCUGUUUAGAUUGUGUCUGAAAUUGUGAUUUUUGCUGUUUUGUAGAAAGAAACUGAAAAGUUUCCAUGCUAUAUGUUCACAUUUUUAAUGUUCUGAUUUAUUUGAAAGGUGUGUGGUGUGGCUGAUUUGUUCUGUGACAUUAAAAUAAAUGGAUUUAAACAGUAA
This is a messenger RNA of Callorhinchus milii (elephant shark), 3611 nucleotides long. Its product is annotated as very low-density lipoprotein receptor. The transcript is spliced from 13 exons. Gene Ontology annotation, molecular function: calcium ion binding; protein binding. The coding region runs from base 75 to 1955 and encodes 626 amino acids. The record is from RefSeq and is a predicted model, not a curated record. NCBI's taxonomy places the organism in Eukaryota, Metazoa, Chordata, Chondrichthyes, Chimaeriformes, Callorhinchidae.